Scatophagus argus is the source of this 7568-nucleotide messenger RNA. It is a transcript of the gene mical2b, whose product is annotated as microtubule associated monooxygenase, calponin and LIM domain containing 2b. The coding region runs from base 784 to 6273 and encodes 1829 amino acids. Gene Ontology annotation, molecular function: FAD binding; protein binding. NCBI's taxonomy places the organism in Eukaryota, Metazoa, Chordata, Actinopteri, Scatophagidae. The record is from RefSeq and is a predicted model, not a curated record. The transcript is spliced from 37 exons.
UGUUUUGGACUUUUGGAGGACCACAGCAAGAAGUGCAAAUACAUGGGUGAAGUUUUAUUGGUAGCCAUUGUUGGCCCCUCUUUGUUGAGCUACAUGGGCACAGGAGAGGAAUUAAUAUGGUACAAUAUGACAGCUUUCAUCCGUCACAUCGUGGACCACAUACUGUAUAAACGUAAGUCAAAUCUUUAACAUACACUGGCCAGCAAACAAAGGCAACUAUUGAGUUUUCAACUACUUUUUAGCAACAUUUCUGUAAUUCCUUAUCAACACAAACAAGUGUUAUCAUUCUAAAACAUGUAGCAACGCUACUGAUGUCAGCCAUACCAAUUUAGGCCUUGUUAAACCUCCCUCCCUUAUACGGUCAUAUUGGUUUUAUUGCUGCUUACCAGAUGUUUGGACACUCCUUCUAUCUUUGUUACAACCUUUGUACCAAAGGUAAGAAUCAACACCCUUAUUAGUAAAACUGUAUGCAGAGAAGCAGACCAAGUGUGAUAGCGUAAAUCCUUAAAAGGAGUCUUUAACCUCAGCUCAGACAUUUGAUUCGCUGAUGAACACAGAUACUAUCUCCCUCUCUAUAUAUCUCUGAAGCUAGAUUACAAACUGCUGUUAAACGCAUCAGGAGUUCUUGGAGACAGUAGCAUUGUUGACUUCAUGAACAAGCUAAGCAUGAUGGCAUACACCACCUCAUAGAGGUCCAGUACUGACAGUUUGGAAGGAGUGAACAGGAAGCAGGAGAGGAAGAAGAGAGAGAGCAAGAGUGGACACUGUUUACCAUCGGUGCAGAUGGGUGAGACAGAGGAUGAACGUAUGGCGCAGGCCAGUGUCCUCUUUGAAAACUUUGUCCAGGCGUCCACCUGUAAGGGGACUCUGCAGGCUUUCAGCAUCCUCUGCAGGCAGCUGGAGCUGGAUCCACUGGACUACAGCAACUUCUACAGCUCCCUGAAGGCUGCAGUCAGCACCUGGAAGGUCAAGGCCCUGUGGACCAAACUGGACAAAAGGGCACAACACAAAGUUUACAACCAGAACAAAGCCUGCCAGGGCACCAGGUGUCUGAUCAUCGGUGGUGGACCUUGUGGUCUGCGGACAGCCAUCGAGCUGGCCCUGCUGGGCUGUAAGGUGGUGGUGAUCGAGAAGCGGGACACCUUUUCCAGGAAUAAUGUGCUCCACCUCUGGCCCUUCACCAUACAUGAUCUCAGGGGCCUCGGAGCCAAGAAGUUCUACGGCAAGUUCUGCGCCGGCUCCAUCGACCAUAUUAGCAUCCGCCAGCUCCAGCUGAUGCUGCUGAAGGUGUGUUUGAUUCUGGGAGUGGAGAUUCAUGUCAAUGUGGAGUUCACCAAACUCUUGGAGCCACCAGCGGAGCAGACUGACGGCAGUCCUGGGUGGAGAGCCGAGGUCCGGCCCUCAAGCCAUCCUGUCGCAGAGUUUGAUUUCGAUGUGGUGAUUGGAGCUGACGGACGAAAAAACACGUUAGAUGGUUUUGGUCGCAAAGAAUUUCGAGGGAAGUUGGCCAUUGCCAUCACAGCUAACUUUGUCAACAGGAACACCACAGCGGAGGCCAAAGUGGAGGAGAUCAGUGGCGUGGCCUUCAUCUUUAACCAGAAGUUCUUUCUGGAACUCAAGGAGGAGACAGGGAUUGACUUGGAGAACAUAGUUUACUAUAAAGACAACACGCACUACUUUGUCAUGACAGCGAAGAAGCAGAGUCUGCUGGACAAGGGGGUCAUCAUAAGGGACUUCAUAGAAACAGAGCGACUGCUGAGCUCUGACAAUGUCAACCAGGAAGCGUUGCUUUCCUACGCCCGCGAGGCAGCCGACUUUGGCACCAACUACCAGCUGCCGUCCCUGGACUACGCCAUCAACCACUACGGGCAGCCGGAUGUAGCCAUGUUUGACUUCACCUGCAUGUAUGCCUCAGAGAACGCCGCCUUGAUCAGGGAGAAGCACGGUCAUCAGCUACUGGUCGCACUAGUGGGAGAUAGUCUACUUGAACCCUUCUGGCCGAUGGGCACAGGUUGUGCUCGGGGUUUUCUGGCAGCCUUUGACACUGCUUGGAUGGUGAGGGGCUGGGCACAGGGCAGGAGCCCUCUGGAGAUCCUGGCUGAGAGGGAGAGUAUCUACCGGCUGCUGCCUCAGACCACCACAGAGAACAUCAGUAAAAACUUUGAGCAGUACGCCAUUGACCCUGCCACCCGCUACCCCAACCUCAACACCAGCUGUGUACGCCCCCUCCAGGUUCGUCACCUGUUCAUUGAUGGGCAACAGGGCUCGUGUCACCUGGAAAGAGGAGAACCCACACGAAAAUCAGUGAACUUGUCCAGAAACGAGUCUGAGGUGCGUCCUGGGCGGCUGCUGACCUGGUGUCAGAAGCAGACUCAGGGCUACAGAGGCGUCGAUGUCAUCAACCUCACAUCCUCCUGGAAGAAUGGCCUGGCCCUCUGCGCUCUCAUACACCGCCAGAGGCCUGAGCUCAUUGACUAUGACUCUCUCAACGAGGAGGACGUGGCCGGUAACAACCAGCUGGCGUUUGAUAUUUCUGAGCGAGAGUUUGGCAUCCAGCCAGUGAUCAGGGGAGAGGAGAUGGCUGUGGAGGCUGAACCAGACAAGCUGCUGAUGGUUCUCUACCUCUCCAAAUUCUACGAAGCCUUCAGGAACUCUCCAGGAAACGACAACGGUUUAAGAGAACCAGAUGAGAACAGCCAAGAAUAUCCAGCCAAAGCAAACCUCAAACUGGUGAACCUGCCUCAGCCCAGGAAGAGGAUACCCAGGGAUGACAAGAAGCUGGAAGAGGAUUCUGUUAACAAGAGACGGCGAAAAGGCAACCACUACCUCACAGAGUUGUCUUGUCACAGUGCAACCCCUGCUGGUGAGGAUGGCGAACUGCGGGAGAACAAGGUCCGCUUCAUGGCCACUCAGCUGCUGGCCAAGUUUGAGGAGAACUCGUCCACGGCAAAGAUGCACAGCAAGUCUGACGAGGAACCACCAGGUCCAUCCUUCUCUCCCCCUCUGUCUCCAUCCACCACCCCACUUCCUCCCUCAGAGGAGGAGGAUGAGGAAGAGGAGGAUGAGGAGGAGGAGAGAGAAAACCCCCGUUUUGCAAAGCCCAAGGAUGUCUCUCCUCCUCCUCAUCUUCCUCCAUCUCACCCCAAGUGGCAGCCUUCCAUUUACCUUCGCUUACUGGAGAAUCGCAGUUCCGUGGCCCAGCAAGCCACUUUCCUCUAUUCCCCCAAAUCUCCUCCCCCUCAGAGUCGCUCUCCCUCACCCUCACGCUCUAAGAGUCCUGUCUUCUCACCAAGCUAUCAUGUUACUGAGCGUUACUACCCAGAACACACCUGUCCUGACCUGACAAGCUGUCAUGUCCCUGCUUCCUCUGUGUCUGCUUUGGAUCAUUCCUGUCAGUGUUCAGAAAAAUCGAUGCAGCAGAAACUGUCCACUAGAGAGUUUUCACGGAGGAGCAUAAAGGAGAGAGCUGUCCUCCUUUCCUCCAUGUUUCCUGGGUCCAGCAAACCACCUCCUUCUGCUCCUCCUGCUCCUCCUUCUUGUCUUCCUGAACCUCAGGUGGAACUACCUACCUCUUCACCUUCCUUAUCUACAUCUCCUCCUUCACUAUCUAAGAGCUCCACCGUCUACCCUGUAGUCCACCCUGUCCCUGACCCCACUGCCCAGGCUGGUUUCUCCUGUGUCCCCCUGAACACUGAUGGACACAAGGCCAAGAGAGACAGGGACUCCUCUACUCCCUCCUCUUUCUCUGAAAAAACAGAUCAAAUCUCUUCUCUUCAUGCUGUUUCUUCCGCAUUCAACAGCACUACUGUCCUUUCUUCAACUUCUUCUCCCCUCUCUGAUGUUAACUGUGGAAAUGGACACGGCAGCACAGUUUCUUUACUGAACACGGAAAAUUAUGAGAGGACACAUAAGAAUGAGCAGGACAGCGUCCACACAUCUGCUCAGGAGACAUCUGAUGAUAAGAAAUUAGCCGAAAAUGGAAGCAUGAAGUGCAAUGGGAGCUGCGCUCUUCAGAGCCCUGGAAGAUUCACUCAAAAGACGAUUGUUCGCUCUGAGAGCUGUCCGAUUGGAGCUCCCGGUUACAUUAAAGAGCGAACAGUUGGAAAGGUAUCAUCUGCCAUUGAUGCUAAAGCUCAGAUACUGGCCAUCCUCUAUGAGACAGACCACAGGCCCAAUGCCACACCGUGUGCUGUACGUAGGGACUUCCCUCCCAGUCUCGGCGGCAGCGACAUUUGUCACUUCUGCACCAAGCGGGUGUAUGUGAUGGAGAGACUGAGCGCUGAGGGCUACUUCUUUCACCGCGAGUGUUUCCGCUGUGACGUCUGUAACUGCACCCUCCGUUUGGGAGGGUACACCUUCGACUCGCAGGAAGGGAAGUUCUACUGCAAGAUGCAUUACGCACAGCGCCAGUCCAGCACUCAUGUGGGGAGAUUCAGAAGAAAAUUGGAUGACCGCGUUACACCCUCGUCGGUGGACAGUGGGAGCUACUCGACAACGGACAGCGUCCAGACCCAGCCCCCAGUUGCAGCAUCCAGCUUGCAUCCAGAGCAGCUCCAUAACAGUCAGAAAGGAGUUCCUGAAGACACAGAAAUGGCUGUUGAAGCUCUGGAUGCUUCCUGUAUAAUCAAACCCACUAAACAAGAUACGACAGGGGCCAAGGGCCAAAGCCAGGACGGUUCCAAAGAUCGCUGUAACACCAAACAGAAUAAUCGAUGGAAACGGAAGAUCAGAGCGACCUUCCCUCUGAUCUUCAUCAAGCACUUCCAGAAGAGCUGGCCAUCGGACAGAGAGGGACCGGAGACUGUCCCUGAAGCGGACUCUGACUUUGAGGAGCUCACUUCAGCAGAAAAACAAACUAACUUUGAAGGCAGCACCAAGACAUCAGCAGAUUUCCAGAAUCCCUCAGAGAAUACUGACGACCCCAUGACAGUCUGCAACUCGUCAACCCCAAAGAAACGCCUGAUGUUAUCUCUGUUGGAGAAAGAGAAGCUUCUGAACUGGGACGUGCCGGUCACAACAGAGGAAACUCUGACUAACACUAAAAACACACGUCAACAUAAAGACCAGGUACAGGCAGAGAGAGAAGCAGAUAAGCCUGAGACAGACUUGUGCCAGGACGGGGAACCAUCCCAGAGCCAAAGCUCAUCCUCGUCCCCCUCAGCCUUCCAGGUUAUAGCCAACGCCUUCAGGAGGACAUUUAGUGUGACCAAUCCCUCCAGCAGCUCCAACACUGCAGUUACAAUGAGGACGAAGCGUGACGGCCCCCGCAAACAGAGGCCCAUGUCAGAGGGAACGUUCAGCUUUAGCUCCCUCUUCACCGCUGUGGGUCCAGAGCCAUCCAAAGAUGAGACGAAGGCCAGCAAGCACGACACUCGGUGGGCGUCUUUGGGGGCCGAUCCGUGGGGGGGCGGGCGAGACCUGCCAUCUCUGUUACAGCAGGUGUCCCUAAAGGGCCGUAGAGACUCUGGAGGGGUUUUCUCGGACGAUAUGGCCUCGUUGCCCCGCAGGAGGGUCAACUUGUUCUCAUCCCUGAGGCUGAGGAAGAGGGAGGAGUCAGAGAGUGAGGGACAAGACCAGGAGCUGCAAAAGGAAAUCAGGACCAUUCUCACCAACCUCAAAAACAAAGCCUCUGGUCAACAGAAUCUGGAAGAGUCUUCCUCUGGUGACGAUGAAAAUGAAAACCUGACAUCCAAUCAGAAGCUUUGUCCAGAGAGACAGAGGAGGAGGCAGGAGAAGAUGGUGGCCCAGCAGGCCAAAAGAGAACAGCUGAAAAGGCUUCACCGAGCUCAGGCCAUCCAGAGGCAGCUGGAGGAGGUUGAGGAGAAACAGAGAGAUCUGGAGGAGAGAGGAGUGGCCAUAGAAAAGACCAUAAGAGGAGAAACUAAAAGAGAAUCUUCUCAGACAGAUGACAGUGAUGAGGCCCAGCUGUAUCAGUCCUGGUUUAAACUGGUUCUGGAGAAGAACAGAUUAGCGCGCUAUGAGUCCGAACUCAUGAUCUUCGCUCAGGAGCUCGAACUAGAGGACACACAGAGCCGACUGCAGCAAGACCUGCGACACAGAAUGACAAUAGAAGAUACAAAGAAGAGUGCCUCAGAGCUGCAGGAGGAGCAGGAGAUCCUGUCAGAGAUCAUGAGGACGGUGGAGAAACGGGACAUGCUGGUCUCUAUACUGGAGGAGCAGAGGCUGAAGGAGAGGGCUGAGGACAGGGACCUUGAGAGCCUUGUGCUGUCCAAGGGCUAUGAGUUUCACUGGGCCCAGACAGAUGACAGCUAGGAGUGAAGGUUGAAGGUUGAACGUUGAGCGCCUCGGCGGUGUGGAUGGAUUGCAAAGGGCAGAAAAAAUACUCAAAGGCUUUACCUAACGGUAUUUUAAAGAAACAGGGUGAAAUGUUACUGUAAUACUUUGAGUCUGCCUUUUUCUCAUCAAGCUGCAAAUCUAGAUAAUGUUGUGAGGUGUUUAUUAACCCUUAAAACGACAGCAAAGCUUCAUCUCGUCUCACUUUGUGCUGAACUCAGAGACUGAAGAAGAAUGGAAAUGGAGCCUCAGCUAAUGACUUCCGUCACGGACAUUAACAUCUCUGCCAUUAAGGUUAUUUGACCUCUGUGCUCACAAAUGUAAUCUGUCACGGCUCAGGCCGACACUGACCUGAAAAUGGAUGUACAAAAUGUUUAACCACUUCUAAUAAUGUGACUGACUGCCUUGUAGCACUUCUCAUAAACCAAACUGCCUUAUCAACAGCUGCUUUACGUAGUUGCUUGCCUUAAAAGUGGAAGUGUUGUGACAGUUUAGUUAUGGUAACACUGUAUAGCCUCACUGGAUAGCACAUGGAACGACUCACCACUUUCCCUGAAGUUUUAGUGUUUUGCACAGCAUGAUUUGUUUGAAAUUGGCAUCAGAAAUCCAGAGAUGUGCUUUACGUAAUUCACUGUCCGUCACUUUGUAGCUGUGUGUGAAUGUAACCUCGCUUGUGUACAUUUUAAUAUUGUUAAUUUUCACGUUGUGCUGAACACUGUCAAAUAAAUGUAAUUGUAUUUAACGCACACACCGACGUACACAGGGGAGAAAAGUGAAUCUGUGUGGGCUGAAAACUGCGUUUGUUGCACAUCUGGACGCCGCAGUCAGUGAUGUCACAGGCCUUGGCUUUCAUUAGGAAAACCACCUGCUGGGACAUCACCGAUGGGGGCCAGAGAUGUGACAUGCCUGGAAGGUUUGAUGCAAAUAGGGUGGCCUUCUUCCUUAUUCAGAGUGGAUUUACGCUGUGACAAAGAACUGUCAGUGGAGCUGUGACUAUUGUGUGUGAACUGGUGUGUGCGUGGGCUGAGUCAAAACGACAAGCUUACCUCCUUCAUGGGAAGAUGAACCAUGUGUUUACAAUGAUUUUUAAUCCCAGAGCAAAGAAACCACAAUUCUCAUUUGGUCCCUGGGCUUUAAAUGUUAAGUUUGUUUAUGUUGUGAAUUAACAAAACAUUAAAUCCAGAAUAAGUUAUGUUUUCACGAAAAGAAAACUGUAAACUAUGUUUCAGUACCUUUUGGUUUUAUGCUGCUUCAGGUUUAUUUAAAUGGGGGGG